Messenger RNA from Paramuricea clavata, 3218 nucleotides. The record is from the annotation of a GenBank genome assembly. Lineage: Eukaryota; Metazoa; Cnidaria; Anthozoa; Malacalcyonacea; Plexauridae.
AUGAAACUACAGCAGAAAUUUAAGGACGCUCGUCAACUGGAAAGCUGUAGAUUUACCAAAGAAAUAAUUUGUGAGAAGAAGAAGGCAGGCAAGAAUAGGGAAAUGGCUCAGUAUUUCUGGACAAAGUGGCGCAAGGAAAAGGCACAAAGGCAGAAAGACAUGUAAGUCAAUUUAGCAGCACAUUUUUUAUGAAGGGCGACUUUGAUAGUUAGCCUAUAUAACCAACAUACAUGUACAGUGUAAAAAAAUACUGUAUGGCUCAUUUAAUGCUGUGCAUUGUACUUUCAUGGAUUAAAUAUUAACAAGAUACACUAGCACAUAGUUAGGUUAACCAUUAACAUUGCAUGACUACCCCCUUAACAGGUAAAAGCAUCUGGUAUUAUAAUCAUCUGGCAUUAACCCAUUAAGCUGCAGAGCUUCCCCAUUGACGAGUAAAAUCGUCUGGCAUUAGACAAGUAAAAAAAAUAAGUAGGGCGCACUGGGGCGCAUUGCGGCUCAAUGGGUUAACUAGAGACAUUGUCAGAUAUUUUGGUUAACCCAUUAAGCUGCAGAGCUUCCCCAUUGAUGAGUAAAAUUGUCUGGCGUUAGACAAGUAAAAAAAAUAAGUAGGGUGCACUGGGGCGCAUUGCGGCUCAAUGGGUUAAUAGGGGUUGGUAGGGGUUUAGAUCAGAAAACACUCCCAAGAGUGUGGGGGAUUAAAAGCUUUUAGAAUUUAUUUAUCCCCAGGACAGGGUAUGGGGAUUGGAUAGGGAUUAGUAAUGAGCCAGUUGUCGAUUUUUCAGCAGUUGUUCAUCUUGAGUGGCGUUUAAUCAUUAGCUUGUAUUAUCUUAAGAAUAUAUAAACAAUAAUAAUAUAAGGUAUGAGCUUAAUGUAAGAGACGGCAUGGGCGUAAUGUAAUGCGCGAAUCAAAUCGAAACCUUGACAUCCCCCCCCUCCGGGCAUACCUGGAGAAUUUGCUUGUUUAGUAUUUUAAGAAGGCGGGAAUUUGACUUUUUUUCUAGUGGAAGGUGGGGAAUUUGAAGGGGGUCGGGAAUUUGAAUUUUUCUUUUAAACACGUGUGCAGAAUCCAAAAUGGCGUCAAUAAUUAAUGGAUGAGUUCAAAGUCUUCAAGUGCAAAGGAAUUAACUUUGUUCUUGGUUGGCUACAAGAAAACGGCUUUGAACGAUUGAAGAGAGUUUUUGAAGGAAAGAAAAACUUUGAAAUUCCAAAAUUGCGAAAUGCUGUAGCUUCCAAUUUGUACAUGGGGUGGGGUAUUUGAACUCCAAUUUUCCCCAAUACGUGGUGUAUUUGAACGGGAAUUACAAAUAUAUGUAGGGAAUUUGACCUGACCAAAACGUCAAAAUCCAAAUUCCCGGGGGUAUGCCCGGGGGGGGGGGGGAUGUCAACGUUUCGAUUUAAUUCGCGCAUAAGAGACAGCAUGCUAUGCAAACUUUAAAUACCACCUGGUCCUCCUUGUUCAUCACUCUAUUUGGAUUAUUUUGCAGACAACUUCAUGAAAUAGAAAGGUGUAACCUCAAGGAUGUUCCAGAACAAGAUGUCCUAGGUAGUGGAGUUUUUGGUUAUUGCAAGAAAAUGUUAUACCGAGGACAUGUGGUAGCUGUAAAAUUCUUCAACAAAACAUCACUUGAUGCAGUUAAGAAGGAAGCUAGCAUGAUUCAUACUUUUGACAAUGAAGGUAUAUUAUGUAUAUGUGCAAUUUUGCUUAAACAUCCUAGGGGCAGUUUAACCAUUGUCAUGCAAGAGUCUCCUCUUAACGAUCGCAAGUAAAUACUCUGACACAUAGUCCAAGUAAAAAUAUAAUGCACGGUGCAUGAAAUCGCAUUGCAGUUUAGUGGGUAACCCAUUAACAGGCAAGACUUUCCCAACGGCAAGUGAAAUUGUCUGGCAUUAGCCACAGGACAAAAAUAUAAUAUGUACUGUAGGGUGUGUGAAAGUGAAUUGCAUCUUAAUCGGUUAACAAGAGACUUUCAAUUGGCAGAUAGUUAGGGUAACCAUUAACAUAUGCAAGACUUUCCUCUCAGGAAGUAAAAUUGACUGGCAUUAGCCACAGUAAAAAUAUAAUGUAGGGCGCAUGAAAGCACAUUGCGGCUUAAUUGGUCAACAAGAGCACCAAUUGGCAGAUUGUUAGGGUAAUCAUUAACAUGCAAGACUUCCCCCACAGCAAGUAAAAUCAUCUGUCAUUAGCCACAGAGUAAAAAUAUAAUGUAGUGCGCAUGAAAGAUAAUUGUGGCUUAAUGGGUUUAACAAGAAACAUCAAUUGGUGGAUAGUUAGGAUAACAUUGCAAGACUUUACUUUCUGCAUGUAAAAUUGUCUGGCAUUAGCCAGAUUAAAAGUAUAAAGUUGGCCACAUGAGAGCACAUUGUGGUAUAUUAGGGUAAUUGUGUGGUUGCCAUGCUUGCCGGUGUUUCAAAAGUUACAUCUUGCCAUGUACUUAAUUACUUGCAUAGUGACAAUAGUUUCCCAUUCUUUGGGAAUCAUGAUACUCUAGCUCUGUGAGUAAGAAAUAAAAUGUUCCAUUGUAAUAUGUUGUACAAUUAGUAAUAAUAAUAUUUAUAACUAAUUAUUACAGUACUUAGAUGUACAGUAUUAUUAUUAUUGUGCAUUACAAACAAUACAAAUAUUCUGAGCAUCUUAACUAACUAGAUGCUUCUAAAUUUCAAUAGGUCUGCCAUACAUAUUUGGCAUCAAUGUGAAAUCCAAGCCAUACUUCAUUGUCAUGGAGUGCUAUGGAAUUGAUGGUCGGUCAAUAACUCUUGCAGAAGCUGCAAAGACCAGCAUGUUUACAUCUGAGAGGCAGUGGGUAGAUGUGUUAUUGGCGUGUGCAAAAGCUAUUUCUCAAAUUCAUACAAAGGGCUAUAUCCACUGUGAUCUAAAAGGUGACAACAUUGUAAUUAAUAAAGUAGAUAAGGGUUUUUACCCAAUUGUUAUUGACUUUGGGAAAAUGCAAAAGGCUUGUGAGGCAAAGAUUAAAAAGCUAUCUACCGUUGAACAAGAGAAGUAUAACAAAUAUCACAAGCAUAUUGCCCCAGAAGUUGCGCAAGGCACUCAUCCUCCUACAAAAGCAAGUGAUAUCUAUGCAUUUGGCUUAGUUAUCUCCUUAAUAUGCUUUUACCAUAAAAUUGAAAAUUUACGACUCAUUGCUGUGACUUGCAUCAAUGGAACACCAGAGCGCAGACAUACAAUCGAUCAAAUAAUUGACCAGCUGCAGAGCUUAUAA